AGCGGGCGGCGGAUGCCCGGGGGUGGGGGGAGUCCGGCGCCCGGCACGCAGGUGGGAGCGGAGGCGGGCGGAGCGGCGGGCGGCAGGAUGAGCCUGUCGCCGAAGGAGCUGUCGAGCCUGCUGAGCAUCGUGUCGGAGGAGGCGGGCGGCAGCACCUUCGAGGGCCUCUCCAGCGCCUUCCACCACUACUUCGGCAAGGCCGAGCACUUCCGCCUGGGCUCCGUCCUCGUCCUCCUCCUCCAGCAGCCCGACCUGCUGCCCAGCCCGGCCCAGCGCCUCACCGCCCUCUACCUCCUCUGGGAGAUGUACCGCACCGAGCCCCUCGCCGCCAACCCCUUCGCCGCCGUCUUCGCCCACCUCCUGAACCCCGCGCCCGAGCGGGGCGGCGACGAGGCCGAGCGGACGCCGCUCUCCGGCUUCUUGCCUCCCAUAACGCCUCCAGAAAAAUUCUUUCUUUCUCAACUGAUGUUGGCCCCCCCUAGAGAGCUGUUCAAGAAGACUCCUCGGCAGAUUGCUUCAAUGGAUGUGGGGAACAUGGCCCAGUCCGUGGAUAUAAGUGGGCUUCAGCUGGCAUUAGCAGAACGUCAGUCUGAGUUGCCAACACAGAGCAAGGCCAGCUUCCCCAGCAUUCUCAGCGAUCCUGACCCAGAUUCUUCCAACUCUGGUUUUGACAGCUCUGUUGCCUCCCAGAUCACAGAAGCCUUAGUGAGUGGACCAAAACCUCCUAUAGAAAGCCACUUUCGACCAGAGUUCAUUCGACCACCACCUCCACUCCAUAUAUGUGAGGAUGAAUUGGCAUGGUUAAAUCCAAUAGAGCCAGAUCACACAAUUCAGUGGGAUAAGUCAAUGUGUGUUAAGAACAGCACUGGAGUUGAGAUAAAAAGAAUCAUGGCAAAAGCUUUUAAAAGUCCUUUGACUUCCCCACAGCAAACACAGCUCCUGGGAGAACUGGAAAAGGACCCCAAGCUUGUUUACCAUAUUGGUCUCACUCCUGCCAAAUUGCCAGACCUGGUUGAAAACAAUCCUUUAGUAGCUAUAGAAAUGUUACUGAAACUGAUGCAGUCUAGUCAGAUAACAGAGUAUUUUUCUGUCUUGGUCAACAUGGACAUGUCCUUACAUUCAAUGGAAGUUGUCAAUCGGUGCUAUGCUGCUUAAUCUUUCAUCCCUACCCCAAGAAUGGAGAGGCUUAUUCAAAGAAAACACGUGUUACUCUUCAGUAUUGGCAAAGUGUUUCUACUUGGAAAAGAAUAGGGAAAUACAUACUGUGCUGUGGAUAACUUCAACUGGAGUUGAUAAUUACUAGAAAAGUAAUUUUAUCCAACUGUUUGAUAUUUUCAGCUCAAAACUCUUUAAAACGGGUAUAACUUCAGGCAGCCUGUCAUUGCAAUGUAUAUUCUGUCUAGUUUUACUCACAAAUCAGGCCCCCAGUUAAUAUAUGAAUUUCAGUAGCAAAUACGUGUCCUUUGGCCCAGGAAGGUGUAAGUUUAGUCACUGACUUGCAGAGAUGACCAGUUACUGGAUCUUUAUGGUUUUGUCACUGCGGUAAGUGUCACUCUCUCUAAUGGGUCACCAUCUUGUUAUUCCUGAUGAAGAAUUCACCCUCUUUUUGCGUCUCUAAAAAACAGCCUUAUCUCUAGCUUCUCUCUUCUAACUGAGGUAGCAGUUGUGUUUUAUUACAACAUCUGAAAAUGUUAAU
Messenger RNA from Apus apus (common swift), 1696 nucleotides. It is a transcript of the gene CNOT11, whose product is annotated as CCR4-NOT transcription complex subunit 11. Gene Ontology annotation, cellular component: CCR4-NOT complex. The coding region runs from base 13 to 1155 and encodes 380 amino acids. NCBI's taxonomy places the organism in Eukaryota, Metazoa, Chordata, Aves, Apodiformes, Apodidae. The record is from RefSeq and is a predicted model, not a curated record. Gene Ontology annotation, biological process: negative regulation of translation; mRNA catabolic process. The transcript is spliced from 6 exons.